Messenger RNA from Gamsiella multidivaricata, 426 nucleotides. Its product is annotated as 40S ribosomal protein S17-B. Bases 1 to 426 code for a protein of 141 amino acids. Lineage: Eukaryota; Fungi; Mortierellomycota; Mortierellomycetes; Mortierellales; Mortierellaceae. Gene Ontology annotation, cellular component: ribosome. Gene Ontology annotation, biological process: translation. Gene Ontology annotation, molecular function: structural constituent of ribosome. The transcript has 2 exons. The record is from RefSeq and is a predicted model, not a curated record.
AUGGGUCGCGUUAGAACCAAGACUGUCAAGAGAGCCUCCAAGGUCCUCAUCGAGAAGUACUAUCCUCGUUUGACCUUGGACUUCCAGACCAACAAGAAGAUCGCCUCCGAGGUCGCUAUCAUUCCCUCGAAGCGUCUCCGCAACAAGAUUGCCGGCUUCACCACCCAUCUGAUGAAGCGUAUCCAGCGUGGUCCCGUCCGUGGCAUCUCCUUCAAGCUCCAGGAGGAGGAGAGAGAGCGCAAGGACAACUACAUCCCUGAGGUUUCGGCCUUGGAUACCUCGGCCAUCGAGAUCGAUACCGAGACCCAGAACUUGCUCAAGUCCUUGAACUUUGAGGACUUGGCCGGCGUCACCGCCAUCGAGGUCAAGCAGGCUCCCUUGGAGACUCACCGCAAGCCCCGUGGCGACCGCAAGGACCGUGCUUAA